AUGGUUUUCGCAUUCGACCAAGACGAUGCGCAACUCUCGGGCCAGCCCCUCCAAAGCCCCGGGUUUGCCAGGGCCAGCGACGACAUGUUCGCUUUGGAGGAAAUGGACAUGAGUCCUCCCAGAGUGCCCCUCCAUGUCGGUACCCCGCCGAUCAACAUUGUUAGCCCCAUGCCCAAGCGCAGUGCACAGCCCGGCCCUGAGGGCAAGCUGCAGGGACCCGACAAGCUGGACUUUGACGCCGUCAUGAAAAAGGCCCAGAAGAACAAAAGGAAGAAGAAGAAGGGGCCUAAUGCAGGUCUGCAGGCUGCCAACAUUACCCGUGGUUUUCACACUCCCGCCACAUCCGGAGGGGAAGAGUCCGACUACUCCAUUACAAGCACGCCGCGCUUUGGGCCCGUUCGCUCAGGGCUCCCUAGUGUGACUAGCAGUCCUGCGCUGCGGCCCCAGUCUACCGCAGGUGGUAUCAGCAACCUCAAAGUCCAGCUAGAAGCCCUGAAUCUUGCCUCAAGGAGCGAUUCUCCCAUGAAGGACUUUCCUGGCAAAAGUGUCCCGAUGAGCCGCGUUGCAUCGCACCUGUCCAGCAACACGAGUGUGUCUGGCCGGGACAGCGACAGCGAUCGCACGGAAAUGGAGAGCUACGAGAUUGAUUUGAACGCCGAGGACUUCAGUGCCGAUACCCUGUCUAAGACGUCGACUAUGCUCAACAAUGGCGCGGCGCGUAAGAUGACGGCCGAGGACUUUGAGCCCUUGAUGUGCCUUGGAAAAGGUAGCUAUGGCACCGUUUUGCUCGUCAGGCAGCGUGCCACUGGACGCCUUUUUGCCCAGAAACAGUUUAAGAAGGCUUCCAUUACGGUGCAUAAGAAGCUCAUUGAGCAGACCAAGACGGAGCGCAAUGUUCUGGAGAGUGUGAACCGCUACCCGUUCAUCGUCAACUUCUACUACGCCUUCCAGGACCAAGAGAAGUUGUAUCUUAUUCUCGAAUAUGCUCAAGGCGGCGAGCUGUUCCAUCACCUCGCUGCUGAGCGCAUGUUUUCCGAGGACGUGGCAGCGUUUUACAUGGCUGAAAUGGUACUUGCGCUCGACCAUCUGCACCGUACCGUUGGCGUCAUCUACCGUGAUCUGAAGCCCGAAAAUUGUCUCUUGGAUGCUGAAGGUCACCUGCUUCUUACUGACUUUGGUCUCAGCAAAGUCACGCUCGACGAAGACAACCCGUGCCGCUCUUUUCUCGGCACCGUAGAGUACAUGGCGCCUGAGGUAGUGCAGGGCCUCGAGUACGGCGCAGCAGUAGAUUGGUGGUCUCUGGGCGCCCUUGGCUUCGACCUGUUGACCGGCUCGCCCCCUUUCACGGGCAACAACAACGCAAAGAUCCAGGAGAAGAUUGUAAAGCAGAAGCUCUCGCUCCCGUACUACCUCAGUCCCGACGCCAAGGAUCUUCUGACGCGCCUCAUGCGCAAAGACCCUAAGAAGCGCCUCGGCUUCAACAUGUCCAAGGAUCUCCAGACCAUCAAGAAGCACCGGUUUUUCCGCAAGAUCGACUGGAAGAAGCUCGAGGCGAGGGAGCUAGAUCCUCCGAUUCAGCCUCUCAUUACGGACCCAGAAUUGGCGGAGAACUUUGCCCAGGACUUUACCGAUUUGCCGCUCAGCCCCGUGCUGACCAAGAAGUUUGAUGAGUCGCUCUUUGAGAGUCAAAACAACAAUCCGUUUGGCGGGUUCAGCUUUGUGGCUAGUCAGAGCUUGCUUGACGGUGGAGAGUGGGGGUACUAG
Exserohilum turcica Et28A is the source of this 1764-nucleotide messenger RNA. RefSeq lists its product as uncharacterized. Gene Ontology annotation, molecular function: protein serine/threonine kinase activity; ATP binding. The coding region runs from base 1 to 1764 and encodes 587 amino acids. Gene Ontology annotation, biological process: protein phosphorylation. The record is from RefSeq and is a predicted model, not a curated record. NCBI's taxonomy places the organism in Eukaryota, Fungi, Ascomycota, Dothideomycetes, Pleosporales, Pleosporaceae. The transcript has a single exon.